AAUAGGAAAGGGCAAAAUGACGCAGUUUUCUGUUAUCGGCAGUUUCUUCACAGAAAAAACUCCAGUCCGUAGAAAUGACAAUAUCUUCUUCUCUGUUGAUGAAUCAGUUGACUUCUCCACUCUUCAAAUCGCAAAAGCCAGACCUGCUAUUGCUUUCUUCCUCUUCCUCCUCAACAGAGCUCCUCCGCAAACACUGCCUUGUUGCGGGUACCGCCGCCAAGUACAAUAAGAAGUGUGCUUCCGUUCCUUCAAUUGUAUGCAAAGCAGUGUCCGUUAAGCCUCAGACUGAAAUUGAAGGUCUCAACAUUGCCGAAGAUGUCACUCAGCUUAUCGGGAAAACACCUAUGGUCUACCUAAAUAACAUUGCAAAGGGGUCUGUUGCAAACAUUGCUGCGAAGCUUGAGAUCAUGGAACCAUGUUGCAGUGUCAAAGACAGAAUAGGCUAUAGCAUGAUAAUUGAUGCUGAGAAGAGAGGAGUUAUAACACCUGAAAAGAGUAUUCUUGUGGAACCUACAAGUGGAAACACAGGCAUUGGCCUUGCAUUCAUAGCUGCUUCAAGAGGAUAUAGACUUAUCUUAACUAUGCCAGCAUCAAUGAGUUUGGAAAGAAGAGUUCUCUUAAAAGCAUUUGGAGCUGAGCUUGUUUUAACUGAUCCAGCAAAGGGCAUGAAGGGAGCAGUUCAGAAAGCUGAAGAAAUUUUGAAAAGCACACCUAAUGCCUAUAUGCUUCAACAAUUUGAUAAUCCUGCAAAUCCUAAGAUACACUAUGAGACAACUGGACCAGAAAUAUGGGAAGAUACGAGAGGGAAGGUUGAUAUCUUCAUUGCAGGUAUUGGAACUGGUGGAACCAUUUCUGGAGUUGGUCGGUUCCUCAAGGAGAAGAAUCAGAACAUUAAGGUUAUUGGUAUAGAACCUUCAGAAAGCAACAUACUUUCAGGUGGAAAGCCUGGUCCUCACAAGAUUCAAGGGAUUGGGGCUGGUUUUGUGCCCAGGAAUUUGGAUCAAGAUUUAGUUGAUGAAGUCAUAGAGAUAUCCAGUGAUGAAGCUGUUGAAACUGCAAAGCAAGUAGCACUCCAGGAAGGUUUACUGGUUGGCAUAUCUUCUGGAGCAGCUGCUGCUGCUGCAUUGAAGGUUGGAAAGAGACCAGAAAAUGCUGGGAAGCUGAUUGCUGUUGUGUUCCCAAGUUUUGGGGAGAGAUACCUGUCCACAGUUCUGUUCCAGUCGAUUCGAGAAGAAUGUGAGAAAAUGCAGGCUGAGGCAUGAUACUUUUUCCACAUUCAAGUUUGUUUACGGAAAAUAAAUAUUUUGUUCUAAAAAUUGCAUUAAUGCACAAUUAUAACAUUAAUUAUGUCUCUGCGAUAAUCUUCCAUGUGUAUCAUUGGUUGGAUCUGUAUUCUACUUGUUGAACUCCAAUCAAUGGUUUUUAACAUGUCAGCAAUAUUCUUUUUUGCAAGGUCAAUAAUACUGUUGUUCUAUAUAUAGUGUCUUGCAUUGCUCUCAACACCUUAUUGGAUUAGUUUGAUCGGUAUUCUGGAAUUCUUUGCUGUUUGAACACAAACUACUUUAUAUACAAAAUUGAAAUUUAGCA
Jatropha curcas is the source of this 1587-nucleotide messenger RNA. Its product is annotated as cysteine synthase. Lineage: Eukaryota; Viridiplantae; Streptophyta; Magnoliopsida; Malpighiales; Euphorbiaceae. Gene Ontology annotation, molecular function: cysteine synthase activity. The record is from RefSeq and is a predicted model, not a curated record.